GUAGUUUGUAUUCAUGUGCGAUUAGUUAGAGACUAAAAUUCACGAGGAAAAUGUGAAGAAAAGUCGUGAAAAGUCGGAGUAUACCUGCGCAUAUGUAUGAGUACAAAUUGCAUUCGUGCCAUUCGGGAAUCGUACGCGAAGUCCUACGGUAUAGGAGUAGUAUGCAAUAAACCAAUAUGGGAAGUGGAGACACGGCAACUGUGAUAAAAAAAUUGUCGAAUGAUUGUAAUGAAAUUAGCGAAGAAUUUGGUCCAAAUUUAAAAGUUUUACCAACAAAUGAUCAAGUUAAAGAAUUGCAAACAAUAUUACGUGACAAAAAUACAACGAGAAGUGAUUUUAAAUUCUACGCAGAUCGCUUGAUCAGACUAGUUAUAGAGGAAAGCCUUAAUCAAUUACCAUUUUCAAAAUGCACUGUAACAACUCCGACUGGUGCAAAGUACAAGGGACUCAAAUAUCAGAAGGGUAACUGUGGAGUAUCUAUAGUCAGGAGCGGAGAAGCCAUGGAACAGGGCUUGAGAGAUUGCUGUCGAAGUAUCAGGAUUGGAAAAAUACUUGUUGAAAGUGAUGUAGACACUCACGAAGCAAAAGUAGUUUAUGCAAAAUUCCCUGAUGAUAUAUCUGAGCGAAAAGUUCUCCUAAUGUAUCCGAUUAUGAGUACUGGAAACACUGUGAUAAAAGCUAUAGCUGUAUUAAAAGAACACAAUGUGUUGGAGGAGAAUAUCAUCCUCUCUAAUUUAUUCUGCACACCAUUUGCUGCCAAAACUCUAGUCACUGCCUUCCCUAAGAUGAAGAUCUUGUCCUCGGAAAUUCACCAUGUCGCCCCAAAUCACUUUGGACAAAAGUACUUUGGAUGCGCAUAUCAUGGUGUGGCUGCAGGCCCUUCAAGCGCACCAAAGAAAAAUGUUUGAAGAUUCUCUUUGAUACAUCCGAUAUUGCCCUUUUAUAAUUUACACACAAAACAAAUAGUUUAGAUGGUACAUUAUUGCGAGAAUUUGGCUGUAGCUUAUUUUGUCGCGUUAUUCACACGGAUUUCAAGGGUGCGAAACUAAAUGUAUAUCUCGCGCUGAUAAGACUAACAAGUAGAAGUAAACAUAGUCGUAUAGAUAAAUGAAAAAAAAAGUUUAAAAAAUUUUAUAUUUUAUUAAGAUUAUGGAUUAAACAACCACUUGAAUUUUUGACAGGAUAUUUAGAUAUUUAAUAAAUAACAUGUAAUAUUAAUUUCUGCACUUCAUAACUUAUCAGGUAUAUGAAAUAUGAACGUGGCCUUGAAAGUAUAUUUUGGGUGAACAAUUCCGAAAUUUCAUCUAUCAAUAAGUAAUAAACCUUUGGGAUAUACGCUAACGAUUUUUUGAAACUGUUCAAUUGAUGUACAAAUUAUUCAAAUAAUACACGUGCGAAUAACAGUAAUCCCCAUAACAGAUAAAACAUAUCAAAUGUGUGUUACCAAUAUAUUUUUUACAAACUCUACGCCUUUCUUUGGAACACGAUAUGCAUUUCACAAAUUUUCAGUAUUUAUCAUAGGAUCUGGAUACAUUUAAAUGUAUUGCACAAGCCAGACGAUAUGCUAACAAAAAAAAAAAAAAAAAAUAUAUAAAUAAAGGCAUGAGUGGGAUGCAAAAGUAGGAAAAAAACACCUGGCAUAAAAGGAGAUAAUUGAAAUCAAUUAAUAUCGUAACUAUAACUUGCAGUUGAAACAAUUAAUUCUAUGAAUAACGUAAUGAAGGAAAUGUCUUGAUGGCCAUACACUUAUGUGAAUAACGUUAUGAAAAUUGUGAAAUAGGCCUUAAAAUACAUUUUGAAUUAAUAUCAAAAUGCUAUUAUUAUACAUUAUGUAAAAGAUUACUACAAUUAAAUUACUAUGUCACUUUUGUAAAGAAGUACUAAAGCUACACUCUAACUCGAUGUUUGAAAACGAAGAUGCGAAGAUUUCUAAUUGUAUACAAUUCAAAAAAUUCAAAAUAAAUAUAAUUCUCAAAAUA
Molecule: messenger RNA, 1979 nt
Organism: Athalia rosae (coleseed sawfly)
Lineage: Eukaryota; Metazoa; Arthropoda; Insecta; Hymenoptera; Athaliidae
Gene: kri
Product: uracil phosphoribosyltransferase homolog
Exons: 7
Coding region: 177-908 (243 amino acids)
Source: RefSeq, a predicted model, not a curated record